AUGUUGACGGCCGAGCAGAACACGCAGCUGUUGGCGGUGGAGCACGACCAGCGCUGGUCCUUCGCCUUCUUUUUGCCCGGGUGCAAAUCCGCCUGCGAGAGCUACUUCGGAGAUGCGGUGGAGAAGCUGGUGGAUGAUGACGUGGUGCACCUCCUGUGCUACCAGUCUCGCAAGACAGCAAUGCUCGGCAAAGCGCAGAGUGAAAGCCCGGCCGUGGUGGCGCACACCACGCAGGACUGGGCCAAACGUCAUGAGAAGCGAGGCGGCAGAGAUGAACGCCUACUGCGCGAGGUGGCGGCGCACGUGCAAAAGCUUCUUCGCGUGGAAGGUGCCUUGACGCAGCUCACGGACACGUCGAAGGUCAUCACCUGGAAGCAAUGUCAGGUGACAGAGCCUGUGGCAUCAGAGACACCCUGCAUGGUGGUGAGCCGCGAGCCCCCGCUGCUGCUGGCCGGGGACUACUUCGCUGAGUCCAGCUUCAGCGGCUGCCUGCAGAGCGGCGUGGCGGCAGCAGAGGCUUUGUCCAAGUUGCUGGGUCCGCCCAAGGCGCAGCAACGCUGGAGAGCUGACAAGCUAGGCGAAGCACCGGAGAUGGCUGCGGGUUUGCUUCCCGUGGAGCCUGCCAAGGCACCAGAACUGCCGGUGAACGGCUUUCAGAGUGCAGGGCUCCACGGCUGCGCAGGUCUGCUGACUGCCCCUCGGCAAGGCCCUGGGCUGGCGCUCACUCUGAGCGCGCAGCCCGGCCUGGACAGCAGCCACCGAGUUCUGGGGCCCGUGCUGUCCGGGCGGCGCUGCUUCCGGCGCCUGGAAGCCUUGGUGCCGCUGUCUCACGAGGCCCACCCGCGGGUGCCCAUCUUCUUCCAGCUGCCAAAGCUGGAGGAAGAGGCGAAGCCGCAGUUGCGCCUUGAGCCUUACAAAGACUCAGCAGCGCAGCCCUUUGCGGAGGAUCCCGAAGAGGCUGCUCUUCCACCAGAGGAGCUGCUCGACCUUGCUGACGUGGAGCUUAACGGCCGCGACGUUGAGGUGGCCGACCUGAAGCAGAGUACUUUCAGCCGGGAGCGACAGCAGGGUGUCGACAAAGUCGAGGAGGCGCUCACCAAGCUCCUGCAGCGCUUGGAGGGCCUCGAAAACUUGGACGAGACCCUCUCAGGCGCCUCACAGUUGAGAUGGCGAGCCCAUCAAGAUGAAGCAACGUGGGGCCGGCAAACGAAUUUGCGCUUGGCGCUUAUGAAGCGUCCGUUGGAUAGCUCCACAGAACACACGGAUGACAGCUAA
Messenger RNA from Effrenium voratum, 1275 nucleotides. The record is from the annotation of a GenBank genome assembly. Lineage: Eukaryota; Dinophyceae; Suessiales; Symbiodiniaceae.